UUCUUUAUCUGUUAUUUCAGACACUCCAUUUCCCGCUUUCGUCAAUUUAGGGUUUAGGGAUUUUGAUCCCACACCAAAAUUCUGCCUAUCACCGUGCACAUUUCCGUUGAAAAUGAUGUACGGUGAUCCUCACCAGCAUCAGCAGAAUCAGCCGCAGCCUGGUGGUGGGGACCACUUCCACCGUGGUCCACCCCCGCCAGGUCCGCCGAUGAUGCGUCAGCCGUCUGCCUCCUCCACUACGCUCAACCCCUCCGAUUAUCAUCACCCUUCCGCAAACCCUCCCUACGAAGCUCAUGGCGAUAGUUUUGCUGCAAAAAGAAUGAGAAAGCUUACUCAGAGGAGAGCUGUUGAUUAUACUAGCACUGUUGUGCGAUAUAUGCAGGUCCGAAUGUGGCAGCGAGAUUCAAGAGACAGGACAGUCCUGCAACGUACCCCAGCAGCAGCAAUUGAUAUGUUACCUACAGUUGCCUAUUCAGAUAAUCCAUCAACAAGCUUUGUGGCAAAGUUUGUUCAUACAUCUCUAAACAAGAAUCGGUGUUCAAUUAACCGGGUUUUGUGGACUCCUACUGGUAGACGUCUUAUCACUGGAUCUCAAAGUGGAGAAUUUACUCUUUGGAAUGGACAAUCAUUUAAUUUUGAAAUGAUUCUUCAGGCCCAUGAUCAUGCAAUUAGAUCAAUGGUAUGGAGCCACAAUGACAACUGGAUGGUCUCUGGUGAUGAUGGGGGUGCAAUAAAGUAUUGGCAGAACAAUAUGAAUAAUGUGAAGGCCAAUAAAUCAGCUCAUAAAGAAUCAGUCCGUGAUUUAAGUUUCUGUAGGACAGACUUGAAGUUCUGUUCCUGUUCAGAUGAUACCACUGUUAAAGUUUGGGACUUUGCUCGGUGCCAAGAAGAGCGGUCAUUAACUGGCCAUGGUUGGGAUGUGAAAAGUGUUGACUGGCACCCAAAAUCGCUUCUGGUUUCAGGUGGAAAAGACAACCUUGUGAAACUUUGGGAUGCUAAAAGUGGGAGAGAGCUCUGCUUUUGUGACAAUUCUUCCUUGCGUCAUGGCACAAAAAUACAGUACUUGUGUGAAGUGGAAUCAAAUGGUAACUGGGUGCUAACUGCUUCCAAGGAUCAAAUAAUCAAGGUUUCCUCCUUUCAAUCCUUUUCAUUUAAAGUUGUGAAAGCUUGAAUCUUCCGUGGACAUCGAAAGGAUGUGACUGCAUUGGCAUGGCAUCCAUUCCAUGAAGAAUACUUUGUUAGUGGGAGUUUUGACGGGUCCAUUUUCCAUUGGCUUGUUGGGCAUGAACCCUCGGUUGAAAUUCCCAAUGCACAUGAUAACAGCGUUUACCUGGCAUGGCACCCGAUUGGAUAUCUUCUUUGCAGGUAGAGCAAUGAUCACACAACAAAGUUUUGGUGUAGAAAUAGGCCAGGAGAUUCUGCUCGUGACAAAUUUAGCAUUGGUCAGAACCAAGGUUAUGGUGAACAAAAUGCUGCUCUUGCUGGUCAAAUGCCUGGGAAUUUUGCGGUUCCUGAAGCACCAACAACUCCAGGACCAUUUGCUCCUGGACUGACUCGAAAUGAUGGAACCAUUCCUGGUAUUGGAGUUGCAAUGCCCUUAACUAUUCCAGCAUUUGAUUCAUCGGCUCAAGGGGAACAAAAGCAGCCUCUUCCUGUUUCAAUGCCUUUAGGAGCACCUCCUCUCCCACCUGGUCCACAUCCCUCUCUUCUUGCUGCCAAUCAGCAACAACAGGGAUAUCAACAAAACCCACAGCAGCAGAUGCCGCAACAACACCAGGGACACCCUCAUCAAAUGCCCCCUAUGCCUAUGCAACCUCCAAAUAUGCCACAACUACAGCCUCCAUCCCAUAUGCCCUUGCUGCCCCAUCCUCAUAUAUCUCGCCCACCACCCCAAAUGCCCCAACAUGGCAUGCCAUCUCAAAUCCCAUCUUCGAUGCCAGGGUCGUUGCCUGUACCUUCAUCACAUCCAAUGCCAAUGCCUGGUCCAAUGGGGAUGCAAGGUACAAUGAAUCAGAUGGCUCCAUCUAUUCCACAAGGCCAUUACAUGGGAAUGAAUCCAAUGCACUCAGGAUCCUUACCCACUAGUGGUGUGCCUCCUGUUGGGGGCUUUCCAAAUGGUUUGCCAAAUAUGCAAGGCCCAUCGAAUGCAAGUGGAGCACAAAUGUAUCCACAAGGUGGUGGAUUUAAUCGUCCACAAGCAGGACAAAUGCCAAUGAUGCAAGGGUUUAAUCCCUACCAGUCUGGUAAUCAAUCUGGUAUGCCGCCACAUGGUCAAACGCCUCAGUAGCAUAUUCUUGUGCUAUAUAUGAUUGCUUCACAGAGUUGCUGCCGUCUAAGACUGAUGGAGAAGCAAUCUGUUUUUCUCGUUCUGACCUGUAUUCAUGUUUCAUUCAUUUUGUUAAUUUCCCCCUUUGCUGUAGCUAUUAUGUUGUUACAAACUGAGUGAAAUAUUCAAUGACAUGGCGUUGGUUUAGCAAAUUA
Pistacia vera is the source of this 2481-nucleotide messenger RNA. Its product is annotated as flowering time control protein FY-like. The record is from RefSeq and is a predicted model, not a curated record. NCBI's taxonomy places the organism in Eukaryota, Viridiplantae, Streptophyta, Magnoliopsida, Sapindales, Anacardiaceae. Gene Ontology annotation, cellular component: mRNA cleavage and polyadenylation specificity factor complex. Gene Ontology annotation, molecular function: protein binding.